Messenger RNA from Plasmopara halstedii, 1344 nucleotides. Its product is annotated as acyltransferase family. The transcript has a single exon. The coding region runs from base 1 to 1344 and encodes 447 amino acids. Gene Ontology annotation, molecular function: acyltransferase activity, transferring groups other than amino-acyl groups. Gene Ontology annotation, cellular component: membrane. The record is from RefSeq and is a predicted model, not a curated record. NCBI's taxonomy places the organism in Eukaryota, Oomycota, Peronosporomycetes, Peronosporales, Peronosporaceae. Gene Ontology annotation, biological process: polysaccharide biosynthetic process.
AUGGUUCAUCAAAUAGUUCAUACUGAAUCAAACGACUCUUUGGAUCACAAGGAACUGUCAGUUGAUGUCGAGAACUCGUCUGAUACGCAGCAGCUUGUAGAGUCUGAAUCGAAAGAUCCAUUACCAUCUACAAUUCCAACUGCUUCGACGAAGAUUUUGUUUCUUGAUGGCGUUCGAGGUUUGGCUGCCAUUCUUGUGGUAUGUCAACAUUCUGGUGAAUAUUUACAUGAUCUCGACCUUGGUGCAUGUGCUGUCGACACCUUCUUCGUCUUAUCUUCAUUUCUAUUGACGCUAUUGUUUUUAAAAAAGAGCAUACGGCUAUUUGCUCAGCAAGCAAGUUUUCGAACAUGGAGCUUAAGUCUACUUGAUUAUUUUCAAAAGCGAUUCUUUCGAGUGUAUCCCCUUUUUGCUACUGUAGCUCUUUUCAUUUGGAUCUUGCCUUCGGAAGAAAAGAAACGAUAUUAUCUUGUGAACGAUCGAGAUCACUUUGAUCUGUUCAAAGUCCUCACUUUUAGUUUUUCUCAUCGCUAUUUUGUCUUUUGGACAUUGCCAUUGGAGAUCUCGUACUACUUUUGUCUACCUGUUUUAGGAAUCGCUUUUCUUCAAUUAGGUCGCUUAUGGUGGGUACCUUUCCUUCCAUUGUAUGGAUGGAUCAUCUACGCGGGUUGGCAUCAACGUCGAUCGAGCCACUCUCCUUUGAUGCCUCAUUUCCCGACGUUUCUAGCUGGAUCUUUGGCUGCGGCUCUGUUUCUCAAGUUUGACAGGUGGAUGAGAACAGUUGGAUUUAAGUUCAGCAAGGUGCACAUUAUAGCAAUUCGAGCCGUCGAGUACGCUAUGAUUGCAAUCAUCUUGAGUGUCUGUUUCCGACGAAAUUCGAAUCCUGAUCAACCUACUCAACCGACCAUGAUAUUUCAUUGGGUACAGCAGGAAGAGAAGAAUUUAAAAGGAUUUCCAUUUAUCAGUCUCCCUUUAACAAUAUUCAUUGUGAUUGAGAUGCUGCUACCGUCUUGUUUCUCUGGUAUCUUUGAGUGGAAUGUGCUACGAUACUGGGGUAAAAUCAGCUUUUCGGUGUACUUGCUUCAUAGUUUUAUAGUCCGUAGUGACAUUUACGGCAAAGAUCCAAGUUUGUACUACGAUCGACUCUUCGCACGCUUUGGUCUCAUUCUCAUACUCUGUACGGCUUCCUACCAUCUUGUCGAAUACCCGUCACAAUUACUAGCACAGCAUAUUACUCGUAUGCUUAACGCACAAGAAUCAAAAGGCCUCGGAUCUUCACCUCAUCGGCUUUCAUUUGAUGCCAAACAUGGUCGAUUUCGAGCUCCAAAUACUAUUCAGAGUGCCUAG